Molecule: messenger RNA, 873 nt
Organism: Annulohypoxylon maeteangense
Lineage: Eukaryota; Fungi; Ascomycota; Sordariomycetes; Xylariales; Hypoxylaceae
Product: inosine triphosphatase
Exons: 5
Coding region: 178-744 (188 amino acids)
Biological process (GO): nucleoside triphosphate catabolic process
Cellular component (GO): cytoplasm
Molecular function (GO): nucleoside triphosphate diphosphatase activity
Source: RefSeq, a predicted model, not a curated record
CACACCGGAGCCUUUCAUAUCAAUUUUCACUAUUAAACCAGUGAAUAAAGUCUCGACUAAGUACCUACCUAAGCAAGCAAGCAAGCAAUUCACUAACAAGCCGAUCAACUCACGUGUUUACUCGAGGAAUUCCCUUACUACUCGUGAGAUAAGGAUACAAAGGGACAAACCACAAAAAUGUCCAAACCCGUCCUCAACUUCAUAACAGGCAACGCCAACAAGCUGCGCGAGGUCCGCGCCAUCCUCGAACCCGCCGGCAUCGAGGUCCGCAACCAGGCCCUCGAUCUGCCCGAGAUCCAGGGAACCGUCGAGGAGGUCACGACGGAGAAGUGUCGCGCUGCUGCCGCUGCUAUCGCUGGCCCUGUCCUCGUCGAGGACACGUGCUUGUGCUUUGAUGCGCUGAAUGGGCUGCCGGGGCCUUAUAUAAAGUGGUUCAUGCAAUCCAUCGGCCACACAGGUCUGAACAACCUACUCGCGGCCUACGACGACAAAUCUGCGCAAGCAGUUGCGACUUUUGGCUUUUCCAAGGGACCUGGUGAGGAGGUGCUGUUGUUCCAGGGACGCACACAUGGCAAGAUAGUACCCCCAAGAGGCCCGACUACAUUCGGCUGGGACCCGUGUUUCGAGUACGAGGGCGAGACCUACGCCGAGAUGGACAAGGUCGAGAAGAACAAGAUCUCGCACCGCUUCAAGGCGCUCGAGAAACUCCGGGCAUGGAUCGAAGGUGGCGGCAUGAAGGAAUAAGCAAGUGAGACAUGCUCAUGCUGCAGAAUGUGGCGGGGAUCAGUAUUUCAAGACUUGAUUUAUUCAUAGAUGGGCGGACGUGAUUAAAGAAAAUAUAUAUCCGUUAUUAGAACUCGGCGAAUAAAUCCA